AUGGAGGAUUCUGAAAGGCCACAAGCAAUACGCUCGCAUUCGGUGUUGACAAUUACAACCUUAACGCCGCAGAUAGUGGGUAGUAGCUCUAGCGCUAACGAUGAUAUUAUCUCCGAAGACCCUUAUUACGAUAAUGAGUUAACUUUAACAGGCGAUGAACUUUUUAGAGCUGUUCAAAAAGUUACCUCGGCAAAUAACAAAAACGAGUACACUAAAGAAUUUAAUGGCAAAGUGGGACUAGAAAAACCGGAGAAACCAAAAGUACCAAAAAGACAUUUAUUUCGACCAACAUGGUCUAAUAUAAGGAAAGGAUUUCUUCAUGUAUACUUAUAUAUUAUGAGAAAAGCAACCUGGCCAAUGGCGAAGAGAGUAAUAAAAGCGGCCGUAGCUUACUGGCUUGCUUAUGUGAUUGACCUGAUUGUACCUGUAAUGAAAUCAGUAGGCUCUUAUACUUUCUUAGCCAUUGUCAUGGUCUGCUACUUUCAACCUUCGAGAACUUUUGGCUCGCUAUUUGAGAGUGCCGGUUGGGGUAUUAUUGCAGCAUGCAUGGCAACAGCAUGGUCUUUAACUGGUAUUACAUUAUCUAAUGCAGUACGUGAUCCAAGCCAAAUCUUUGAUAUCUGGGCUACGAUAAUACAUGUUUCUUUCUUAGCGGUCGGAACAUUUGUCUUAUCAUAUGAUAAAAUUAAAUGGCCACCGAUGCGAUAUGGUGCCAUCAAUGCGUGCAUCAUCAUGACCUUUUCUUUAACACAAGCUUACGUAAGAUCUCACGAUACAUAUCAUAUCAUGAAAUCCUUGUUAAUUCCAAUGUUGAUCGGACCUGCAUGCUCUCUCUUGGUUAAUAUCACUUUAUGGCCAGAACAUGCUACGACAAAUUAUAUUCCAUACUUACACGAAACUUUACAGAGCUUUAUUGAUUUACUUGAUCAAGAAACUCAUUUUUUCCUUCGAGAUACUUACAAUAGAAAUACUAUCGCUAAACUUCAUAGGACAGUACAAGAUAAUCUUGCAAAUCUUGACAAAGCAAGACAAGAAGCUCAACAUGAAGUCUCCUUUUCGAAAAUUGGACCAGAAGAUAUUUUGGAAAUAACUAGACUCAUUAAAUCUAUGAAUAUGACAUUAGGAGGAUUGGCCUUAAGUGGUGUAAUCGAAGAAGAAUUAAUGAGGGAUGGGCAAGAAGGCACUGUAGAAAUUCGGAUUGAUGGUAAUAAUACUGAUCGACAAUCAAUUACGGAUCAAGCAUCUUUUAGUAUAGACGAACCUCUUUCGCCCACCAGUACCAUAGGAACAAUUGCUAAUGAAGAGGAUCUUACGAACCUUUUAAAGAUCCUUCAACCUAUUUGUACUGAACUUUCAGAAGCAUGUCAAUUGUGUUUAGCAGAUUGUAUUGCACGUGUGGAUCAUCUGCAACACAAUUGUUGUGACCCAUGGUAUUACCGAUGGUGGCCAUUCAAACUUAAGCCUAGAGCGGAUCAUAAUAAAAACGUUCUUGAUGAUCCUUUUGGUUACUUACAGGAGGCCAUUGCAAAUUUCAAUGAUUCACGUGAGGAAAGUUUGACUCGUUUGUUUGCUAAUACGAGAACAAUCAGUCCUUCGCCACAGAGAUUAUUAUUGUUGCUGAUCCUAUUUGAGAAUAGUCUUAAAGAGGUUGCUGAGAGUCUUGGCUUCUUGGUAGGAUUAGUUAAAGUUCUUUCAACUACAAGGCAAUCCAAGAAAUUUUGGUUCCCUAUGAUACCGAUUUUGAAACGAAUAAGAAAUUUUGGUGAAAUUGAUGAAGAUGGUUGGAAAAUUUUUGAACAUAAAACUAGACAAGAGGAGGAGGAAGAACUUGGAAAUGAAGUUUUUGAUCCUGAUGUAACUCCGCCAUCAAAUUCAAUUCAAAAAUUCUGGUAUAAUCUUUGGCGUAUAAGAAACUGGUUUGAUAGUAAAUACGCGGUAUUUGCCUUCAAGAACGCUUUGGUUGUUACCUGUCUAAGUUUACCGGCAUUCUUACCCGAAUCUUCUAAGUGGUUCGAUAUUUAUCGCGGUCAGUGGGCAGUUGUUAGUGCCGUACUUUCGUUUGCACCAACGACCGGUGGCGCAGUCCUUCAAUUCUUGGGUCGACUUCUCGGUGUGGGUACAGGUGCCGUAAUGGCAUUAAUAGCAUGGAAAAUGACUAAUGGCAACGUAUAUGGUUUGGCAUCUGUCUUGUUCUUAUUUUCUCUUCUCCUUUGGUUUGUCUACCUGAACGCGAAAGUAUGGACUGUUGGUGGUAUUAUUAUGUUGGUGAACUUCCCAUUGGUUCUUACAAAUGCAUAUCAAGCCAGUCAUGGUAUCGGUGUUGAUGAUAUUUACACUAUAGCUGCAAAGCGAACGACAGCCGUAAGCAUUGGUAUUACAGCAGCUUUUGUCAUGAAUAUGAUUCCUUGGCCCCACACUGGACGUGUCGAAGUUCGCCAUCGACUCGCACGCACAAUCGCAGAUAUUGGAGUUCUUUAUUCAAUGACGGUUUCUUACCUUAUUAAGGGAGAUAAGUAUUCCGGUAAUCUUAUAACGACAAAACCAUUCCGAAAACUUGUCACUAGAAUUAAUCGAUCCAUAGCUAUCGAACGAUUGCUUUUAUCUCGUACGGUGUACGAACCUCCAUUAAGAGGAAAUUAUCCUAUGGAAAAAUAUGCUCAUAUGAUAGAGAUUGUAGAACAUAUGGUCAAUCUUGUAAGCGGAAUAGAAUAUACAUUACAUGGAUUAAAUGGAACUGAAUGGAAAACAGAUUUAGCUGAUGUUUUAAAUCCAUCGAAAUGUCAUUAUAUCACACAUAUUUUGACAGCCUUUCAUAUUUUAUCAACAGCGUUGGAAAAUCGAGUCCCUUUACCACCCUAUAAUAUUGUUUCUUCAACUGAGACAAAGUUUGGACAAGUUAGUCUAGGUUAUAGAAUUUCAAAAAAGAUUAGACAGACAGCUUCUGGGUUAACAAGAGAUGAUCUAGAGACACCAGCUUAUGCUUGCUAUUGUUCCUAUCUUAUAAAAACAAGUCAUCUUACAAAUGAACUUAUUAAAUUGGUGUCUGCUGUAAAGUCUUUGGUUGGAGUUAAUCGAUAUGUUAAAGAAUUGGUAGACUUUUAA
Messenger RNA from Funneliformis mosseae, 3102 nucleotides. NCBI's taxonomy places the organism in Eukaryota, Fungi, Glomeromycota, Glomeromycetes, Glomerales, Glomeraceae. The record is from the annotation of a GenBank genome assembly.